Messenger RNA from Rhagoletis pomonella (apple maggot), 2226 nucleotides. RefSeq lists its product as uncharacterized. Bases 1 to 2226 code for a protein of 741 amino acids. Lineage: Eukaryota; Metazoa; Arthropoda; Insecta; Diptera; Tephritidae. The transcript has a single exon. The record is from RefSeq and is a predicted model, not a curated record.
AUGGUAGAUGAAGGCAACGCUACCAUGUCAGAGGCACAUCGAGUGCUAUCUAUUGCUACUACCAUAGCACCUUUGAACAUAAGAGCGUCAAAUCUGGCGGCGGAAUGGAAGGCUUGGAGUACGCAGUUCAAAAUAUUUCUGCGUGCAUCUGCUUUAGAUAAUCAAACCGAGCAAAGAAAAGUUGCACUUCUCUUGCACCAUCUGGGUGCAGAAUGUCUAAACAUUUUCACUUCGUUUAAUGUCGAUAUAGACAGCGUCCAAUAUGACGACUUAUGGAGCAAAAUGGAAAUGUAUUUCACUCCAAAAGUCAAUAUAGUAAUAGAGCGCCACAGGUUUUUUACAAAACGUCAAUCCUCGGAAGAGACAAUAAGUCAGUACGCUGCCGCAUUGCAAAAUCUUAGCAAAACUUGUGAAUUCGGGGAUAUACGUGAAGAUCUGGUAAGGGACAUUUUUAUAUGCGGUUUAUCACAAAAAUACAAUAAAAUAAAGGAGAGGCUCUUAAGCGAAGGCAACAUAAAAUUGCAUAAAGCGAUUGAAAUAGCUAAUAGCAUGGAACUAGCAAAAGAAAAUGCAGCCAUGAUACAACGUGAGCCAACCGAAAGCAUACAGGUAGCAGCUUUCAGAAAAUCUGCAUUGAACUACAAGGAGAAGAGUGCUAGACAGGCUCAGCAGCAAACAUCAAGAACGUGUGAUAAAUGUGGGCAAGUACAUAAAACCAAAUGUCCGGCAGAAGGUAAAAAAUGCUACACGUGCGGAAAAUUGAACCAUUUUGCAAAUGUCUGCUUUACAAAAUGGCGUAAAGGAAACAUGGGGAAUAACGGGCAAAAGAGAUAUGUGAGAAACGUAUACGAAGAGAGCGAGACAAGUGCAGAAGAGGAAGAAAAUGAAGAUCACGAGUCGCAAUUUUUCGUGGGCGGAAUACAUGUUGAAACUGUCAGGAACAAAAACUUAACAACAAAAACGAAUGUGAUAGGAGUGAGUAAAAUUGUUAGCAGUGGCAGAACUGGUGCGGUGAAAGACUGGAACAUUGAGGUGGAGAUACACAAUGCGAAGCUGAAGUGUCAAAUAGACACGGGGGCCCAGGCGAACUUACUAUCGAUCGAAAACUUUAAUAAAUUAAAUAUCGGUAAGCUAGAAAGUAAGAUAUGUCAUAAUAUUUUAACAUUCAGCGGGGAAAGAUUACCUCUACUAGGAAAAGUCAAUGUAAAAUUGUUGUAUAAAAAAGUAAGUUAUUCUGCUGAAUUUUAUGUCCUUAAUAUGAAAUGUAAAAAUGUGAUCGGUCUUGAAUUGGCUAUUAAAAUGAAUUUGGUAAAAAUGGUGACUACAAUAAGCUGUGAAUCAAAAGGCUGCGAGAGCCUGUUACAAAAAUAUGAAGAAGUUUUUAAAGGAUUAGGGCAGUUGGAAAGUGAGUGUCAUUUGAAAUUAAAGGAAAACUAUCAACCAGUAGUAGAUGCACCACGCAGAGUUCCAUUUGGACUUUUUGAGCCACUAAAAAGGGAGCUGUCCAGUAUGAUGAAGUUAAAGGUUAUAGAGCCAGUUAGUGAACCGACCGAAUGGGUCAACUCAAUAGUUUUAGUGGCUAAGCCCAACGGAGAUUUACGUGUGUGUUUGGACCCUAAAAAUUUAAACAAGGCUAUAGUCAGACCAAGAUUUUCCUUUCCGAACAUCGAUGAAUGUAAGUCGCAAAUGGCAGGUUCUAAAAUAUUCAGCACAUUAGAUGCUAACUCAGGUUUCUGGAUGAUACCAUUAGAUAUAGAAUCAUCAAAGUUAUGUACAUUUAACACGCCUUUUGGGCGUUACCGAUUUCUGAGAUUACCGUUUGGUAUCAAUGCAGCGCCGGAAAUUUUUCAUUCAGAAAUGAUUAGACUAUUCGGCCACAUUAAUGGUCUAAUAAUAUAUAUGGAUGAUUUUUUGAUCCAUGCUCCGAACGUUCAAAAACAUAAUGCCAUUUUAGAGUCAGUUUUGGAAAGGGCACAAAGUGUUGGGCUAAGGUUCAAUAAAUCAAAAUCGAAAUUUUUAAAGAAGGAAGUCAAAUUCGUUGGACACAUAUUUAGUGAAAAAGGCGUUAAGCCAGAUGAAGAGAAAAUUAAAUCUAUAGUUGAGAUGCCGGUACCAAAAAAUGUAAAAGAAUUACAGCGCUUUUUGGGAAUGAUUAACUACUUGGGUUGUUUUAUUGAUAGUCUGUCAGCAAAAAACGAAAUAUUUACGAGACCUUUUAAAGAAUGA